This is a messenger RNA of Cavia porcellus (domestic guinea pig), 7318 nucleotides long. It is a transcript of the gene Aptx, whose product is annotated as aprataxin. The transcript is spliced from 12 exons. The record is from RefSeq and is a predicted model, not a curated record. Gene Ontology annotation, molecular function: protein binding; DNA 5'-adenosine monophosphate hydrolase activity; double-stranded RNA binding. NCBI's taxonomy places the organism in Eukaryota, Metazoa, Chordata, Mammalia, Rodentia, Caviidae. Gene Ontology annotation, cellular component: nucleus. The coding region runs from base 333 to 1604 and encodes 423 amino acids. Gene Ontology annotation, biological process: single strand break repair.
CCUCGAUUGUUGGAGGUCUGAGUUGAAAGCCAGUGUGGGCGUUAGGACCAGGUUACCGGUAUCCGUGAGUUAUGUGCUUGGAAUGACACUCUCACGUCUUGUUUCUUGGCACCCGCACACACUGGUCUCUCUCCUGCUUCGAGUUUGUCGUUACUCCUUGUACCUAUCUUGGUUAUAACCACGCAGAAGCGGGCACUCCUUCCCAAGGGGGCAGCUCACCUUGAGGGCUGUUUGUGGAUAACUAAGACUAUAGGAAAUAAAACUGCAGAUAACAGGUUGGGUACUCCAGCUAGGUCUUCCCAUAUUAAUACCCUGACCGGCGCAGCCCCCCAAUGAGACAGAGGACGCUCUUGUGGGUAACAGCAUGGAAUGGUCGCCACAUGACUUACUUCUCAGUGCCCAGUAAAGACAUACAUCACUUUUCAGUCCAUUACCUGAUCAUUUAUCAAUUUCCAGCAAGUGCAAACAGGUAUCCUUUGGAAUAUACAGCAUUUCAAACAGCCUCUCCAGUCUUGUCAUUAUCACAGUUACAAGUUAGGAAGUUGAGACUGAGGUGGAGUCAACUGCCUCAAGCCAUGAUGCGAGUGUGCUGGUUGGUGAGACAGGACAGCCGGCACCAGCGAAUCAAACUUCCGCACUCAGAAGCAAUUGUGAUUGGGCGUGGCCCAGAGACUGAGAUCACUGAUAAGAAAUGUUCUCGGCAGCAAGUCCAGUUGAAAGCAGAGUAUAACAAGGGAUAUGUCAAAGUGAAGCAGGUAGGGAUCAAUCCCACCAGCAUUGACUCAGUCAUCAUUGGGAAGGACCAAGAGAUGAAGCUGCAGCCUGGCCAGGUUCUCCACAUGGUGAAUGAACUUUAUCCAUAUAUUAUAGAGUUUGAGGAAGAGGCAAAGAGCGCUGGCCUAGAAACACACAGAAAGAGAAAGAGGUCAAGCAACAGUGACUCUAUAGAAAGGGUUAUUGCUCAGAGAGCUGCCUCUGGGACAGGGCUUGAUCCUGGGAGCAGUCUGAGCCAAUGUUCUGUGCCUUCAAAGAAGGAGAAAGAUGCAUCCACCAAAAAGGAAUCACUGAACCACUGGAGUCAAGGCUUGAAGAUUUCUAUGCAGGAUCCCAAAAUGCAGGUUUACAAAGAUGAACAGGUGGUGGUGAUUAAGGAUAAGUACCCUAAGGCUCGUUAUCACUGGCUGGUCUUACCAUGGGCCUCCAUUUCCAGUCUGAAAGCUGUGACUAGAGAACAUCUUGAACUCCUGAAACAUAUGCACACUGUGGGAGAAAAGGUGAUUGCAGAUUUUGCUGGGUCCAGCAAGCUCCGCUUCCGAUUGGGCUACCAUGCCAUUCCCAGCAUGAGCCAUGUACACCUUCAUGUAAUCAGUCAAGAUUUUGAUUCUCCUUGCCUGAAAAACAAAAAACAUUGGAAUUCUUUCAAUACAGAAUACUUCCUAGAAUCACAAGCUGUGAUCAAGAUGAUACAAGAGGCUGGCAGAGUGACUGUUAGAGAAGGGACAUCUGAGCUCUUGAAGCUGCCUCUUCAUUGUCAUGAGUGCCAGCAGCUGCUGCCUUCCAUUCCUCAGCUGAAAGAACAUCUCAGGAAGCAUUGGACAAAGUGAUUCCACACAGCCUGAACUGCUGCCGCGAGCGUGGCCAAUUGGAGUGAAUUGCUGGCCUCCGUGCUGGGUUGCUUGCGAAUGUCUACUCAUUUCCUGAAUUAAAACAUGCUGCUGCAGGUUAUUUUUUUUAGCAGUUUAUUCUUGAGAGGCCACAAUGUGGGGUGACUCAGAAUAACUGAAGGGUUAGGAAUUUGUAAUUUGGGUUUUCCAUGCACGUGUUCUCUGGUAAGCACAGCAGGGAGACUCGUGAGCACCAUGUCCAGGACCCAUGUCAGUCUAGUGGUCAGCUGCAUUCAGACUUCCUGAUAGUGCAGGGCAUAGAAGCAGCAGGGUGGUGGUAUGAUUUUGUUCUCCUUCAGAGACACGUGAUAUCUUUUUAUCAAAGUGGCUAGAAUGAUCCCUUGUUUAUCCUAAAGGCUCUGAAGGGUUACAGUUCUUUGAUCUUAAUCUGUUUUGCAAUAAUCUGCUUCACUCCUUCAUGGGGAGGCUUGGUUUAUUCUGUCCCUUCUACUUCCUGCUAUCCAAGGUCACCUAAGUACUUUCCUCUCAGGAAGUUGUUCCAGUCAGUUCUUCACUGUGAGCAGUAAGGUUAGGUGACUUUGGUGAGUAGAGUUUUGUUUCAGUGUCAGAGGCUGAAGCUGGUGAGGCUGGUUGGGAUCUGUUGAUUGGAAAUAAAGUUCAUUAUGGGAGGCAUCACUUCAAGGUAGUUAAAAAUGGCUGGAAGGUCAGCUGACAUGACAAGAUUGGUUGUCACGCAUGAAAAUUUAUAUAGAACAGUUACAUCAAGUUGGUUUUUUUAAAAUAUCAAACUAAGGGGAAAUGUUGUUUUUGAUAUAUUUUGGGAUAGUUUUUACCUUUUCCCCUCUGUAAUCCUGGGGAUUGAACCAAGCAGGGCCUCUUGCAUGCUAGGCAAAUACUAUGGCACUGUUUUACAUCCCUAGCUAUUUGAAAAAUUUUAUUUUGAGACAGGUCUUGUAAAGUUGCUUAAGGUUGUCUUAAACUUGUGUCUUCCUGUCUUUGCUUGCCAAAGAACUGGGACUACAACUGUAUAGUACCUCACUUGACCUUGAUUUUCACUUCUGAGCUCUAAACAAAAAUAAUACCCUUAACCUGUCUGGAGGAAAAAAACCUCAGUCCAUAGAGACCCCAUUUGACCUCAUCUGUCACAAAUAAAAUGCCACAGAGGUUGUUCUUUGAGCUUGGGUACAGUAGUAAUUAGUAGUAAUUAAUGAUUAUAGAGCUGCUAUUUACCAAUUCUUAGAUGUUCAGCACUGUGCUAAACACUUUAGUUAAAUUCUUAUGUAAUUGUCACUGUACAUAACUAAGAGAUAGGUACUAUUUUUAAAUCCCUUUAAUUGAUGGGGACCUAAUACUAUUAUUUUUUGGGGAAGUACUGGGAAUCGAACUCAGGACCUUGUGCUUGCUUAUGCUGCUGAGCUAUAUCCCCAGCCCAAGGACCUAAUAUUUUGUUAAUGGUACUGCUCUCCAAAGGGUCUUGGUUCUGAUAUAUCAAAUUCAUUAUUUUCCCUAUCAGUUCAGUGCAUGAAGGGUAGGGCUAGUCAUCAAAUAUCAUAGAACUCAGGGCCUUGGGCUUGUGUUAGUCAAAAGCUUCUAUAGCACCUUACUGAUUUCCCUGAGGCCAGCUGCUCCUUUGAAGCCCUUCUUGCCUAUUUCUCAUUACCCAGCAUCUUUCAGAUCUGUCCACUUUCCCUUCUGUACUCCAGGAAUAUAAUAGUAACCUCAUCAAUCCACCUGCUUUAGCUUCUUUUCUCUGGCUUGACCCUGUACCUUUGAGCCUGGAUAAACAUUGUUUGAGCUUCUCUUGCAGUGGCUGUCCACUUACUCUGUGGCCUGAGGGCUUUUCCCUCAAUCCAGCGGUACAGAUUUGGAUUCAGACCUGUGUGCCAGAUCUAACUCUGCUGCUCAGAACUGAGGAGUCUUGGGGAGAAGUUCUGGAACUUCAGUAUUCACAUGUAAAAAUGGACAUAACAGAGCUGGGCUAUAAAAGUUCAGUAGAAUCAUCUAUGUAUGGUUUAGCAGAGUGUCUAGUAUAGAGAAGGUCCCUAUAAAUGCUAACUGGGAGCCCCUUUGCUUUUAUUUUGGUGGCAGUUGGGAAAGAGAAUUAACCUACUAGUUCUCUAUGUAUAUCUGAUGCCUUAGGGCUCUUAGACAUUUUCUAAACAUAUACUCUAUGAAUUCCAGAGAUUAGAAUAGUUGGUUUUCCUUUAAAAAGUGUAAACAUCUGGACUCUAUCCUAAAACUGCUGAGUCUCAAUCUUAGGGGCUACAAAUAGACAUUUGAAAACACUGAGGAGGAUUUGAGAACUAAAGCAUAAAAGAAUCUUUGGAUUCUAAGGACCCUGUACUUCUGAAACUUUUAGAUUUGGCUGUGGCCUCUCCGCACACAUGCCAUUGUCUGGUUGGCUGCCUGGGCCAUUUGCAGGCUUUCCUUCCCUCUGCAGGGUCAAGAUUAUAUUAGGAUCCAGGUGAGCUUAGUUGAAAGAGAGUGCCUGACUAUAACAAUGAGCACUUCCUUUCUACCAGGGUUAAGGGGGAGCUCUCGUGGUCCCAGGCUUUUGGGGGCCAGGUCUGGACAGAUGAUUGCUCCUCUCAGUAGCUCUCAUUCUCUCUCCCUGUCCAGAGGUCAGUUCGCUGCUUAGCCUGGGACCCAUGAUGAAUGCUGGCAGCCUUAGGCUCAGCAUAAUCAUUUUUUCUUCUUCAGGGGUCUUUCUCUGAGGUUUUUAGAUACAAGUGGUUCUUGCAGGGACCAGAUCAUACUUGAGAUGAUCAGUGAAGAGUUCUGCAGUUUCAGGGACGCUUUCUAGACCCUAGCAGCUGGCAUUCAGUCACACAGUGGACAUGGCUGAAUAUCAGAUUCUGGGCUUACCUGUUAGAGUGGACUGCUUCUCUCUGCUCCCAGCAGCUCUAACUUGGAUGCUUUCACAGGGUUCAGAAGAUAAUAUAAAUUAAAUUCGGCAACAAUGAACUGAAAAUCAUGAAGUCUGCUUUCCAGAAUAAAGUAUAUUUACAUUUUGUCUAUAUUAUCAGGGAGCUUAUUGUCAUUGAAACGCUUCCAUAGACUCCUUAGGUCUGUGAACCUCAAUUUAAAAGUUUCUAGAAAAAUACGUCAUCACUAUAAAUUUGGGAUGCUCAGGAUGUCCAGGGUCACAGUGGGUCACUAGAGGUAGAUCUCACCUUCAGGAUGUUUCUGGGAUGCUCUUUGAUCUUGACGUUUCUCUCUGUCUUUUGUUGUGUGGAUUUAUGGUUGGAGAUGGAGUUUCAGGCUGCUGGCUCAUGUUUAGCCUCCAUGCUUAAUAGUGUCUUGAGACACAAGGAAAUCUUCAGAGGAUCUGAGGCACUCAGAACCUUAGCUGGCAGACUCUUCAUGAGGUAUUUAAAAGAUAAUCAGUCUUUAGGAAGAUGAAUGUCCAGGGAGACACUCUGUCAUCUGCGCAGAUAGCUCAGCAGCACUGUGCCUGUUUCAGGACAGUGGGAGGGGCAGUACUUGGGGACAGCAUGUCAGGAGCACAAACUCUACCAAAGAUAGCUUGUAGCAGUGUGUACUGUUAGUUUAAGACAGAGAUCUUAACUGAGGCCACAGCCAAUGUCCUUGAGAAUUACAGAACAUUUAAUCAAACUUGAGAUAAAUUUCUCUCAGUGGCCUUUUAAAAAUAGUUGUUGCAAGAGCAUUAUAUUUAGCUUCCACCUUACUAACAAUGCUAUAAAAUUUAGCAUAUUAAAGUCAAAAUGAAUACUAGGAAUUGCAACCAAGGACAGACGGUCAGGCAGUGUACCAUGUGAGAUGUAAUGAAGAAAAAUUCAGGUGAGUGAGGUGACCACCUCUGUAUUCUUUGUUUAGCUUGGCUACUCAGUGACCUUGAAAAUUACAUGUUUUUAGAAGAAAAUAUAAUGACUUGGAGGGCCCAGAAAAAAGAAGUGAGAGACCGAGGUAUACAUUAUAUGUCUUACACCACUGUCUCCCAUGUGGGCUAUUUGUUAUCACUGAAAAUGUUCCUUUUCUAUACCUACUUGACCCAGACUUAUUGCUACAUUACAGUUGAUCGGUGGAGUCUUCUGAAGAGGAAGGGAGUACUGGUGGGAAAAGGGAGACCAAAAAGCAGUAAACACUUUUGUGAUAUCAUUCGUGCCAUUUCCUUUUUUUUUUUUUUUUUUUUUUUUUUGUCUUUUUUGAGACGGGGUCUCGCUGUGCAGUUCAGGCUGACCUUGAGCUCACUUUGUAGCCCAGGCUGCUCUCGAACUUGCAAUGAUCCUCCCACCUCAGCCUCUCGAGUGCUGGGAUUACAGGUGGGAGCCACCAUAGCCUGCUAUGCCAUUUCCUGUUAGAGGCCACCCUACAAGACUGCUUAUCAUAGUUGGGUCAUCCCACAGUUUUAUUAAAAUAACAAGUGGAGGCAGCCUCUCCCUCAACAGUGCGGCCCUGCUGCCUGGGGAAAAAAUGGGAAGGAGGCCAUGCUCCCCACUCCAUGGACAGCUGGCCUGCAGGGGUUGGGGGAGGGCUGGGAGGGAAGAACACGCCCUCUAAAAUCCCUGUUGAUUCAAAGAAACAGACUGAGAUGAUGACACCUGAACUAAAGAAACAACUUAACACUUGUAUUGAUUGACUUUGCAACCUAAAGCUGGUGGUUUGAGCUACAAUUUUUUAAAUUUGAAAAAUGAUAAAAGCAAGGAAAAUAAAACACAAGAAAACCAAUAAAAAAUAAACCAGUAAAAAUGAUACAGGACUUCAAAACCUUGUGAAACCAACAAUAGUUACCAUAAUGCCUUUUGUUGUUUUCAAAAUAGCUGUAGAUACUUUCAGACAUAGUAAAAAUCGAACAGAUCAGUAUAGAAUAUAAACAAUAAAACUGAAACAGUGAAUGCAAUAAAGGACUUCAAAACAAGCCACCAGUAAAUCAAAUAUGGCCACCAUAAUGUGUUUUGUUAUCUUUGAAACAGCUGCUCCUACCAUCAGAUUUAACAUAAUCAAACAAAACAAAAGAGAAUAAAAUGCAGCCCGGCAAAACAAUGAAGAUGAUACAGUUUCCCUGUUGGGAUCACUUCUUGGUGAGGCCUGGAUCUCCCCCACAGUCCGCAAGUGGCACGGACUUGGAGAGAGGCUUAGGGUGGCUGUUCCCAUUCCGGCACAAGCUGGAGCACGGUGUUCUGAGCAGCUAUUUAGAGGAUAACAGUGUACAGUAUGCUAACCAUUGUGGAUUGUCUCCAGUCUUAUCACUUUUGUUGUUCUGUUUUAUUCCCUUUAAAAAAAAUAAGAAGUGGCUUCUGGGAGGUAGGGCUAUGGGCUGGUGGGGCUGUAAAGACACAGGAUAAGGAAAACCCCUCUGGAAGUGAUAACACAGUUCUGCAUUACUACAGUAGUGAUCACAUGAAUUUGUACAUGUGCUGAAACAGCACAGACCAUUCUAUUCCUGCCUUUAAAAAACUAUACUAGUGCAUGUGAAACACUGAAGCAGUUCCAAUAUGACUUGUAAUGGGUUAACAGCAUUGUGCUAACGUCUGUUUCCUAGGUUUGAGAAUUAUGUUACUGUUGUUUAAGGUGUUACCACUGGGAGGAGCUGGAGGAAGGCUACAUUGAUCUCUCUAUGUUAUUCUUGCAACUUCAAUGUGAAUGUAAAGUUCUUUGCUCAAACAAAAGAAAAUUUAAAUAACAAAAGUUAAAUUUUAUUUUUUCCAAAAUAAAAUCUUUUAAGAAGACAA